GUCUCGUUGUGUCUCCUGGCAGAGAGAGAGACGCAUUCAGCAGCAGCGUGGGGACACAGAAGGAGACGGAUUAUGAAGCUCUCUCCCGCCUUUCCUGCCCUCUGGUGCAGUUUCCUGUUGCUGUGGAUCUCACAAGAGGGCAACAGUUCAGACGUCUGUACCUUUUCUCCCAACGACAAUGCGACAGGGCUUGAUGCAUGUGAAGAAUUGCCAAACACCUCAAAAGCUGUCAUCUGUCUCGUCUACCCGACAAACCUGCUCAACUGUUCCUGGUCCUUCCACACUUUGGACCAGGAUGCUGAGCUGUCUGUCUCUGUCAGGGUUUCUGAAAAUGACGAAUUGGUGGAUUCUCGACUCCAAGGCUCAGCGAAGAGAGUUGGGUUCAUAUCCUGGAUGCUCCAAGAUGGCGAGCAUAGGGAGGUAGCCGUCGAUUUUAACGUGACCCUGCGUGGCGCCUGGAUGUGCUGCCGAGCAUCGUUUGACGACGAUUCAUUGCACAUCAUCCCUCCUCCGGCGAACGUUACAGCAUCGGUUCAGGACGGCAGCCUUAAUGUCACCUGGGAUGCUCCAAGCGAGAGCUUUCCACCACACUGUUUUAAUUACCAGCUGGACAUGGGUGAACAGGAAAAACUGAGAAACUUCAGCGAUAAGCUGCAACACCUGGAGCCAAACGUUGUUCCUGGUCACACCUACAAGGUGAGGAUGAGGGCAAGGAUAUUGGAGUUCUGCUUUGGAUGCACUCAGUGGAGCGAGUGGAGUCCCACAGUCACGGUCGGGGAGCCAUCGUUCAGACUCGAUCCUCUGGUAAUUGCUGUGAUUUCGCUUGGAGUACCCAUGAUGCUCCUGGCUGUGCUGUUGUUGCUGCGCCAUCAGAGGUUGGGUAAAGUUCUGCUUCCUCCGAUUCCUCGUCCUCCUGAGAAGUACAAAAAUUUCCUGGAAAAAAACGAUCCGCUCAAUUUCUUCCAUCCUGUUUCAACGAUCAAGUCCGAGGAAGAAAUCACAGAGGUGGAGGAUGCAGAGCAUGAUCCCGGAGCAACCAAUUAAAAGCAAUCCGGGAUAAACGCAUGUAUCAUAGUUAGAUUUAUGAGCCAGUACUAAGAUAGAGAGAGCACUCCAAGCCACAGAUUUGCAACAACUAGAGUAAAAAUCACAUAUAACUCCUUCAGUGAUCUUCUACUGUGGAGCCAAUAGAGCCUGGUCCAAAAACAUAAAUUACUCAUGAAAAACAGGCGGAAGAUUGUACAUUUUGGACAAAACUAAUGACUCAUCUACUGAAAAUCUGCAAAGGUCUUCCUAUAUGGGUGGAAAAUUCUCAAAAAUGUCUGAAUAAACUGAACCCAUAAAGGACAAAAAGACAAGUGUCAAACCUGAAACCCUUUUAGCAGGAGAUCAUUCCUGAAGGCUGUGUCUUUAAAGACACAAAGCAUUCUUGAAGCUGCAGUGGGGAGUUCUGAAAAAAAACUGUGUGACUUAGUCUGUGAACAAGCACACCUCUGCAGCGCUGCAGCCCUCCCUCCACAGCUCCUCCCCCACUGCAGAGCCUGCCAUGCUGAUCCAAUGUUUACCUGUCUGUUUUCUGAACAGGUGCCACUUGAGAAAUUGGUAGUUGUCCUGUAAAGCGGGUUCUUUCGCCACCAUUUCUCUUCACAGCUGCAGCCCAUCUGCAAUUUUGAACUUGAAUGACAGUAGCACUGUAUGGGGGAGGGGUGAGAGCAGCACGUACACUGCUGGGACAUUCCUCCUGGCUCUGAUUGGUUAUUUCUGACCAGGAACGGUGUAUUUCUAUAAAUGACAGUAGGACCACUGGGAGGACCCACAACAGCUGGAUUUUACUGCCAGAACAUGGUGACAGAUUUAAUAAAUAUGUAAAAAAAAA
Fundulus heteroclitus (mummichog) is the source of this 1876-nucleotide messenger RNA. RefSeq lists its product as uncharacterized. The transcript is spliced from 10 exons. Lineage: Eukaryota; Metazoa; Chordata; Actinopteri; Cyprinodontiformes; Fundulidae. The record is from RefSeq and is a predicted model, not a curated record. Gene Ontology annotation, molecular function: cytokine receptor activity; protein binding. Gene Ontology annotation, biological process: immunoglobulin mediated immune response; cytokine-mediated signaling pathway. Gene Ontology annotation, cellular component: external side of plasma membrane. The coding region runs from base 73 to 1044 and encodes 323 amino acids.